This is a messenger RNA of Linepithema humile (Argentine ant), 3461 nucleotides long. RefSeq names its product membrane metallo-endopeptidase-like 1. Gene Ontology annotation, molecular function: metalloendopeptidase activity. Gene Ontology annotation, biological process: protein processing. The record is from RefSeq and is a predicted model, not a curated record. Gene Ontology annotation, cellular component: plasma membrane. Lineage: Eukaryota; Metazoa; Arthropoda; Insecta; Hymenoptera; Formicidae.
UGUGAACAUUAUUUUUCCUGACAUCUCAAAUCAAUUUUCUUCUGCAUUCUAUAACGACCGCAGAUCUUUCUGCGAACAUGAAGCAAUUCAUUCUUCUCGCUUUAAUUGGCGUUUUUCUGACACAGAGUGUCACACCAUCGAUAAUUCGCGAUUACUCUUCCAAUUUAAAAUGGUUAUUCGGUUUGAAUAACAAAUUAAAUGAAAGCAAAAAAGAAAUCAAGGAAGAAUCACGGACCGUGUGCAAAACUCAGGAGUGCCAGAAAUUCGCUAAGAUAUUAUUAGAGAGCAUAGACAAAUCCGUGGAUCCGUGCGACGAUUUUUACGAGUACGCGUGUGGAAAUUGGCCGGAACAUAAUCCUAUUCCAGAAGGAGAGGACACUUGGAGUUUAUUCUACAAGGUACAACAGAAUGUCCAGAAGCAAAUAGAAGAAAUUUUGGAUGCGGGAACCGAUAAGAACGAUCUGCUGGCGGUGAAACUUGCGAAGAAGUGGUACGCGGUUUGCAUGGAUACAGACGCAAUGGACAAGCAAGGGCUCGAUCCGCUGAUUUUCACUUUAUCGCGUAUAGGCGGUUGGCCGAUGAUAAUGCAUCCCGAUGAAUGGGACGAACAGGAGUACAGCUGGCAAAAAGUAGAUGAUCAAUACACGCGUUUGAUGGGCAGAAAUGCUUUCCACGAUCUGCGCGUUCGGGAAUACGGUUUGAAUGAGACCGGAAAAGAAGUGCAUAUCGAUACUCCGCAUUUACCUCCGGGCAUAUACAAACUGUGGCUUGGAAAUAUGCAUGAACUCGAGUCAGAAGAAGACGAAAGCGAUGAGGAUCCAAGUGGCGAGGAUAAGCAGAGCGAUGAGCAGAAAGGUAGCCAAGAACCGGGAAGCGAAGAUGAAGACGAUGAUAAAAAAGAUGAUGACGACGACGAUAGUGACAGCGAUGACGAUGACGAUGAUGACAGCGAUAACGACGACAAUGAUGAUGACAGCGAUAACGACGACAAUGAUCAUGACAGCGAUGAUAAUAGCAAUGAUGAUGACAGCAAUGAUAAUAGCAAUGAUGAUGACAAUAAUGAUGACAGCGACGACGACGACAAUGAUGAUGAAGACAAUAAAGCAAACAAACAGGAUGAUGAUAAAAACACCAAGAAGAAAGCAACCAAGAAAAAGUCAAUUAAAAAAACCCAUCAUAAAAGAAACAAAAAAUUGAGCCACAGUAAAAAAAGAAAGAGUGGCACACAGACUACAAAAAAGCACAAUCAGAAGAUCAAAUGGCAGCGAGUAAAAAGACGUGUGAUAACGACGAAGGGGAAUAGUCAGCCCGUGCAGCAUUUUACUCAUCGCGGGAAGUCGCACGCGCGGAAGAAUAAGAAAAAUCACGUGAGGAAAGGAAGAAAAUGGGCAAAAAAGACAUUGGACAACGAGGAAGAUCAUACAUCGACAACAUCGACAACACCACGAGAUAGCACAGAAGAAACGAACGAUGAAGAUACAUUGAAACUGAUAGAAACGUACGCUGAUUACGUUUCGAAGGUAGCUCGCGUUCUAGCUAAAGCAAGAGGCACCGAAAUCUUAGAAGAGGACAUCAAGAAAGACGUUCAAGACAUGAUCAAGUUUCAAGUGAAAUUAAUUGACAUUGUUCUGGACUCCAGUGAUGAAUUCGAGUCGACACUCGACGGCUUUCAAGAAUGGUAUAAUGAAAAGAAUCCUAAAACGGAUAACAGCAAUAUUAAUUGGAUAUAUAAAAUUGCGGAACUAUUCGACGAAGCCAAUGUGGCCAUUGAUGGCGAUUUAAAUUUAAACGUCAAUUCAGCGGACUACUUCGAGGCUCUCGUCUCUCUGUUAGAUGAAACGUCGAGUCGUACGAUCGUGAACUACAUACACUGGAACUUCCUGAGUAAAAUAAUAAGAACUACCACGAGCGAAAUGAGGCAAUUGUAUUAUGCAUGGGAAAAUGUUGGCAAUGAUGACGAAGAUGAAGAUCAAAAAGAACAGAAAACAGAUGACAAAAAGAAAAGAUCAUCCAGCUGCGUGGAAGAAGUAGAGAUGAGUGAUAUUUUAGCAUACGAAUAUGUGAGAAAACAUUUCUCUGAUGAUAUCACGAGAACCGCAACGGACAUGGUAGACGACAUACAAAAGGAAGUCGAGUAUCAGAUUAAAGAAUCAGAUUGGAUGGACGAAUAUACCAAGGACUUUGUUUUAUCAAAAUUAGUGAAUAUGAAAAAAUUCAUUGGAUAUCCAGAUUGGUAUAAAAAUAGCACUAUCGUCAAACGAUACUUUCAAGGACUCAUGAUCGGCAAUUCGUAUUACGAGAAUACACUCAGCUACAGCAGAUACAUUAGAUGGAAAGGACUACGAAUAUUAACAAAAGACGAAGAUGAUGAUGAAACAUGGUGGAUGAGUCCUUUGACUGUAAAUGCCUUUUUCGCCCCAAAUGAAAACAGUAUAGCUAUUUCGGCAGCGGAUUUCCAGAGUCCAUUUUUCGCUUACAGCCGACCACAAGCUAUUAAUUAUGGUAUUAUUGGGUUUGUCAUGGCUCACGAAGUUAAUCAUGGAUUUGACGACACUGGACAUUUGUACGAUAAGAACGGUGAUUUUGUGGAAUGGCUGUCUGUGAUGGCUGAAGCAUAUGGUCAAAGGGCAAAUUGCUUUGUGGAACAAUUUAAUAAUUAUCCCGUCGAUGUAAAAUCAAAAAAGAAAAUAAAGAACUAUGGCAACCAAACAAUAGGUGACAAUAUCGCGGACACAAUGGGAUUAUACACAGUAUAUAGAGCUUAUCUGAGGAGGGAAAGGGAGUGCGGAAAACCGGACACCGUAUUACCAGGUUUAGAAGAAUUGACCAAUGAUCAACUUUUCUUCUUAUCUUUUGCCAAUUUAUGGUGCGAAGCUAGUGAUCCAGAAAAGGCUAUGUGGAGGGUCAAAAUGGACGAACACAGUACCGGACGGUUGAGGGUAAUAGGAUCUGUUUCAAACUCGGAAGACUUCGCCAAAGUUUAUAAUUGCCCGGUUGGCAGUGCGAUGAAUCCCGAAAGGAAGUGCAACAUCUGGAAGUGAUUUAUAACAAUAUAAUAUUAUCAAGCUUUUCUCGAUUAAAGUUAUUUAGUAAAAUUUAAUAAAAUGACGCAUAUAUUAUAAAAAAAAGUCUCUCUUUGCAUCCUUUCACUUCAUUCGUUUCAGAUUCUUUCGCAAAUGUAGAGUCUUUAGCAUAAUCUCGUCGUAAUUAAUGAGCAAUUUUAUCGGAAAGUUUUAUCUCUGUGCAAUUACUACUGACAAGUGAUAAUUAAUCAGGUGUGCACGGAUUAAAGUCAGGUGAACAGCAAAUACUAGCAAAAAGUUUUUAUAUUGAUAAGUUGCAAUAUUUCAUACAUAACUCGUGGUCACUCUUUAUAAAGAACCUUCAGAUGUUUGAAUAAUGAUAUGUAUGCCGGCAGAAUCCUUAUAUUCUAUAAUUAACGCAAUGCGUUGUGUUGGCGC